Formica exsecta is the source of this 1114-nucleotide messenger RNA. RefSeq names its product globin (gene Glob1). The record is from RefSeq and is a predicted model, not a curated record. Gene Ontology annotation, biological process: oxygen transport. Gene Ontology annotation, cellular component: hemoglobin complex; extracellular region. Bases 223 to 666 code for a protein of 147 amino acids. The transcript has 4 exons. Gene Ontology annotation, molecular function: oxygen binding; heme binding. NCBI's taxonomy places the organism in Eukaryota, Metazoa, Arthropoda, Insecta, Hymenoptera, Formicidae.
AAUAGUUAGAUCGGCCGCAGCAUCGAGUAGUCUCUGCUUGACCAGUGUGCACGCGUGGCACGUGACAUAUUGUACUGGAUUAUAGAGUAAUUGAUACGAUUCUGGAUAAGCGAGCCUCAUAUCAUCAUACCAAUUUGUAGUUGCUCGCGCAGUGUCUCCGGUGUCUCCUCGCUCUGCCUGGUAUCACUCGAUUAGAUUCUAUUCUUAUACGGCGCGACGAAUAUGGCGUUGUUCCGCGGUCUAUUUAAUUUCUUUCUGGACGAUAGUAAGGUAGACGAGAAAAUUGGCAUGACGGAGAAGCAAAAGAGGCUGGUGCAGAACACAUGGGCGAUCGCUCGUAAAGACGAAGUUUCGGCCGGACUCGCCGUUAUGAUCGCUUUUUUCAAACAAUAUCCCGAGUAUCAAAAGCAAUUUAAGCCAUUUAAGGACAUCCCGAUUGACGAAUUGCCAAAAAACAAGAGAUUUCAAGCGCAUUCUGCCAGUAUUAUAUCGACAUUUAGCAAACUGAUUGAGCAAAUGUACGAUCCGGAAUUGAUGCAUGCGAGCCUGAUUAAUCUGAUCGAAAAGCACAAGAAUCGCGGGCAAACACAGGAGCAGUUUGAAAAUUUAAAACAAUUGAUGUUAAGUCUCUUUCGGAGGCACAGGAGGCUUGGAAAAAGAUGUUAGACUUUGUUUUUUCGAGCAUUUACGAGAUUUAUAAAAAUUAAAACAUCCGCAAUGUAUGUAUGUGUGUGUGCGUAAUCGCAAUUUUUGAAUUAUAAUUGACAAAAAUACAUGAUGCAUAUUGUAUACGUAUAGAGCUUUUCGCAAAAAUAAUAUUUAUCAAAAGAUUUAUAAUCGAUUUAUGAUCGCACACACAAUGGAACGAUAUGGUUCUGGGCAACAUGGUUUUUAUGCAACUUACAUACAACUAAUUACAUAUAAUUAAUCACUUGCAUAUAAUUAAUUUUGCGCCAAAGAGAGAAUAAUAUUUGUUGUUUCUUACAAUUACAUAUAUUGACUCACGUUUCAAGAAACGAAAAGUGGUUAAAACUGAUAUAACAUAAUAUUGUGAUAAAAUUUCUACUGUGUUAUAUGUUUUGCAAUAAAUGUGUAAUUUGCCUAUUGGCAAUUU